Seriola dumerili (greater amberjack) is the source of this 2435-nucleotide messenger RNA. It is a transcript of the gene vegfab, whose product is annotated as vascular endothelial growth factor A. The coding region runs from base 608 to 1252 and encodes 214 amino acids. The transcript has 8 exons. Gene Ontology annotation, cellular component: membrane. Gene Ontology annotation, biological process: positive regulation of mast cell chemotaxis; vascular endothelial growth factor signaling pathway; positive regulation of protein phosphorylation. Gene Ontology annotation, molecular function: chemoattractant activity; heparin binding; vascular endothelial growth factor receptor 1 binding. The record is from RefSeq and is a predicted model, not a curated record. NCBI's taxonomy places the organism in Eukaryota, Metazoa, Chordata, Actinopteri, Carangiformes, Carangidae.
AAUCCACGUCUCCAGACCGCGGGUGCUUGUUAAUCGCCACCACUGAGCCACAGUAUGAAGAGACGCAGACAGAGACAGAGGUGGGCUUUUUUGUCGUAACAACUUAAGUGCGCAGUGACAGAGGAAUAAACCAGCCAGGGCAGAUAGACAAAGUUUUGUGGGACGCGGUUUUCUUUUUCACUGAACGUCAUCCUGGUCCAUGGGUUCAAGUUGCACAUAGGAGUAGGCUACAGGUUUCCAAUGGACAGACACUUGGAGACGGCUGGCGCAACAAGCAUGGGAUUAUUUUUGUAAUGUGGAUUGCUACUCCCUUGCAAGAAAAUAAAGGUCUGCUGCGGAACAAUGUGAGACGUUAUGCGUCUUGGAUUCUCGUGUUUCUGGAUAUCUUGAAAAUCAUUGGCAACAGUUGAGAAGUUAUGCGCAAAGGAUUGUACCCUCCAACCCCGGGACCAACAUGGAUUUGCCGUUACAACCCUCUGCCCCUUAUUUAGAGAAGUUUUAGCCGGUCCACUUGUGUUGUUGUAAACUUCAUGUUUGAGAACAAAUCGCCACAUUGGCCUCUUGGAUUUUAAAGCGUCGCCUGCCUUUGGAUUGGAUUUCCAACACCAUGAACUUUAUUGACAGUUUGACACUAUUAUUUUUGACGCUGUCAGCUGUCAAGAGUGCCCACAUACCGAAGGAAACAGAGAGAGGUCCACAUGACGUGAUCCCUUUAAUGGAGGUGUACAACAAGAGUUUGUGCCAGCCUCGGGAGCUGCUGGUGGAGAUUCUGCAGGAGUACCCGGAGGAGGUGGAGCACAUCUUCAUACCGUCCUGCGUGGUGCUGACGCGCUGCGCCGGUUGCUGCAAUGACGAGAUGCUGCAGUGCAUGCCAACAUCCAGCUAUAACAUUACAAUGGAGAUUAAAAGAAUAAAACCACAAAAGCAACAAAAUGAUAUUUUCAUGAGUUUUACAGAACACAGCGCAUGUGAGUGUAGGUUAAAGAAAGAAGUGAGAGAACAGAAAGAAAAAAAAUCCCGGAAAGGCAAGGGUAAAGGCCAAAAGAGAAAACGAAAGAAAAACCGUGACAAAACAAUUCACGAUGCUGUUUGUGAGCCAUGUUGUGAUCACUGCUCAGAGAGGAGAAAGCGUUUGUUCGUGCAGGAUCCUGCAACCUGUCGGUGCUCCUGCAAACACACAGACGAAUACUGUAAAGAACGCCAGCUAGAGCUCAACGAGAGGACCUGCAAAUGUGACAAGCCAAGAAGAUGAGAGAGGUGGGAGCACCAGAUGUACAAGAUGAAGGAAUAUUCUAAAGAUAUUUCACAGCACAGCACUUUGACCUUUGAACCGUAAGCUCUUCUUUUCUGUGGAAAGCAUUCCCCUUGGACUGGCUGAGAGAGAACAAAAAGAAAGACUGAACUGAAGUUUCCUCCCACUGUAUAUCUGUGUGUAUAUAGACCAUGAUAAAAAGAAAAAGAGUACAGAAUUGUUAUGCUGCUACAGAAACAAAUAACUAAACCUAUCAUUUGACAAAACGCAAAUAUCCGCCAAGUGGUUUUGCAUUUCUAACAGGCUUGCAAUGCAGGUGUAGUCUUGUUGUCAAUUCAUUGUAUGCAAUUACUUCACUGGAUAUGAGUCUACUGUGGUUGUGUGUCAAUCAAAAGUUGCAAAACCUCUCAAUCUAAGAUAUAUUUAACUGCUAAAACAGCGGGUGAGGCCGAAGAAGACAUGGGUGCGCCCUCCUUUCAAAAGUGACGGAUGGAUUUUUGUCGGCCGAUGUCUACUUUCGCUUUGGACUAAAACAGGAGGACACUGGGACAGCUGAUGGAAACCUUGAAUCUGUGUCUUCAUGAUAUCGCUUCCCUCCCUCAGAGGACAUUGCAGGGCUGACAUGGACAUACACAAUGUUUUCACUAUUGUGAUCAGCUUGCAGGAGAAGAGACUCUGGAGUGCCAUAUACUUUUAAAGGGAUACUGGUCAUCAAUAAUAGCAUUUAAUGUUUUGCUAUGUCCUACAUGAAAACCACUGAAAACAUCCUAUACUGUAGUUUGAUUCCAUUUGAAAAACUGUGCCUCACAAAAAUGUACUGAGAAAUCUUUCGAGUGCUUUUUAAAUUAUUUUUGUUUCAUUUUUCAGGAGAGGGGAUUGUCAAAGUAGUUGUGUUAGUUGUUGAGCUCAAUACAGAAUCCAUUGAUUGCAUAUCUUCUUCUCUGAACUUGUACAUACUUAAUAUCCCUUUAUGCCAUAGUCCACUCUAGAUAAUUUAUAAUGUUAUAGAGUAUUUUUCAGUAUUCAGUCUUCUACCCAUAUUUAAUUUGGUCUAUUUAUAUAUGCAGUGUUAUGUACCUGUGGCUGUCCCACCCCCCACCCCCCAAUGUGUAAGGUCACUGAUGGCUACUCGCAGCAUGGACACUCUCUGUGCUUUUCUACGAAAAAAAAAAAAAAAAAAAAA